AUGUGUGAAAUAGGAAAUUCGUCUAUAAGUAACGAAACAGUUGUUUGUUUGGGCUCCCUCAUCAGCCUCUUAGAAGGAUUCGGAUUCGUCACAUUUCAAAGUGAAGAUAUUGUAGAUAAAGUGUGCGAAAUACAUUUUCAUGAAAUCAACAACAAAAUGGUGGAAUGCAAAAAAGCACAACCAAAAGAAGUGAUGCUUCCAGCAAAUUUGGCGAAGACGAGAGCCGCCGGUCGCGGGGCCUACGAUUUCAUGUGGUCAUUGGGUGCUCUUCCUGACGGUUUUCCCGCAGCCUACGCCGCCUACGCGGCAGGACGUAGCUAUUCGGGCUAUCCUAGCUUCGGGCUACCUUACCCCGCAGUGGACCUGACCAACGGCCAACUCACACCGAAUAACAACACACCGCUGCUCGCGCAAGCGCUUUCAGUGAUGAACAACUACCAAGCAGCCGCAGCUGGGUAUGGGCCACCAGCUUCGCCGCACACGGCUGGAGGACGGGCGGGAUUCCCUGCUGCCAGCUCGCCAGGACCUGCGCUGGACGUGUACGGCUCCGCAGCGGACAGCGUUGGCUACGUGCAGGCAGCUAGCCCUCAGCCUUCUGGAUUUCCCGCUAUCGCCGUCAGCCGUGCACCCCUUAAUUACACCCCAGUGGCGAGCGGCGUGGCGGCGCGUGACAAUCCAUCUAUAACAGCAAGAAGACCAUCGUCUGCAAACCGCUCCCACGCACGCCGCGCCACGCGCCUUCGACGGUCGUCUACUCCGUCCGACCACCGCGCGGAGCGAUCCGUCGACCGCGGCAUCUCAAACUCACCAUACCCCCUCCACUUCCCUCACUCUCCCCCCCCCACGACACCUUAUCUUACCCAAUCCCCCCCUUAA
Molecule: messenger RNA, 876 nt
Organism: Danaus chrysippus (African queen)
Lineage: Eukaryota; Metazoa; Arthropoda; Insecta; Lepidoptera; Nymphalidae
Source: the annotation of a GenBank genome assembly